Messenger RNA from Abrus precatorius (Indian licorice), 2495 nucleotides. RefSeq names its product AAA-ATPase ASD, mitochondrial-like. The transcript has a single exon. The record is from RefSeq and is a predicted model, not a curated record. The coding region runs from base 250 to 1761 and encodes 503 amino acids. Gene Ontology annotation, molecular function: ATP binding; ATP hydrolysis activity. NCBI's taxonomy places the organism in Eukaryota, Viridiplantae, Streptophyta, Magnoliopsida, Fabales, Fabaceae.
AUAUCACUUCAAUACAUUUAUUAUUUUUCAAUCUUCUCUUUAUGACUUUUUGGCUCCAUAUAGUUGAAAAGAAGUGCCAAUGGUGUAUUUUACUUGUACAAAUUGAAUGAUUCUCCUUGGAGAUUUAGACUGUACACAAUUACCUUGUUGCAUCAAAUCCAGAAAACCAGCACAAAAACAUUCGACUCAAAUGCUAUAAAUCAGAGCAGCACACAAAAUAAGCCAAAGAUCAAAGAGAAGGAAGAGAUAAUGAGGGAGCUAUGGGCACAAAUGGGGUCACUAAUGGCCACAGUUGUGUUUGUCUACACAAUUUUUGAGCGUUUCUUCCCACCUCACUUUCGUGACCGUUUUCAAGCCUACACACAAAAAUUAACCAACCACUUCAACCCUUAUGUCCAAAUAACCUUCCCUGAGUUCUCUGGUGAACGCCUAAAAAAGAGUGAAGCAUACACUGCCAUCCAAACAUACCUUAGUGCAAACUCAUCACAAAGAGCCAAAAGACUCAAAGCUGAAGUGGUUAAAGAUAGCCAAACACCACUGGUCCUUAGCAUGGAUGACAAUGAAGAGAUCACAGAUGAGUUCAAAGGUGUCAAAGUGUGGUGGAGUGCAAACAAAUCAAGCACCAACACACAAAGGUAUAACCCCUUUUCAUAUUAUGCCCCCCCAGAUGAAAAAAGGUUCUACAAACUCACUUUUCACAAAAGUUUCCGUGACCUCAUCACUAUGUCUUACAUAAAACAUGUCUUGGAAGAGGGAAAGGAACUUGAAAUGAGGAAUAGACAGUUGAAGCUUUACACCAACAAUCCUAGUAGUGGUUGGUAUGGUUACAAGCAAUCAAAGUGGAGCCACAUAGUUUUUGAGCACCCUGCAACGUUUGAGACGCUUGCAAUGGAGCAGAAAAAGAAGGAAGAGAUAUUGAAGGACCUUGUCAAAUUCAAGAAAGGGAAAGAGUAUUAUGCAAAAAUAGGUAAGGCUUGGAAAAGAGGGUAUCUUUUGUAUGGUCCUCCAGGUACUGGUAAGUCUACUAUGAUAGCUGCUAUUGCUAAUUUCAUGAACUAUGAUUUGUAUGAUCUUGAGUUGACUGCAGUAAAAGAUAACACUGAGUUAAGAAAGUUACUGAUUGAGACUCCAAGUAAGUCUGUUAUAGUGAUUGAAGAUAUUGAUUGUUCUCUUGAUCUUACUGGCCAAAGGAAACAGAAAAAGGAAACGAGUGAUGAUGAGGAACCAAAGGAUCCUAUUAGGAGGAAUGAAGAGGAGAAUAACAAAAGUAGUAAAGUAACUCUAUCUGGGUUGUUGAAUUUCAUUGAUGGGAUUUGGUCAUCUUGUGGGGGAGAAAGGAUCAUAAUUUUCACAACCAACUAUGUGGAGAAACUUGAUCCUGCUCUCAUUAGGAGGGGAAGGAUGGAUAAGCACAUAGAGAUGUCCUAUUGUUGCUAUGAACCAUUCAAAGUGCUUGCCAAGAACUACUUGGAUGUAGAGUCACACCAUUUGUUUGGUAAAAUUGAGAAAUUGUUGAAAGAGACUGAUAUGUCACCUGCUGAUGUUGCUGAGAAUUUGAUGCCAAAGUCUGUGGAUGAAGAUGUGGAAACUUGCUUGCAGAAAUUGAUUGAUGCUCUUGAGAUGGCCAAGGAGGAAGCAAGGAAAAAGGCAGAAGAAGAAGCAAGGUUGAAGGAGGAGAAAGAGAAGGAAGAAUGUACUAGGAUGGAAGAGAAAAAUAAGGAGAAAACUAGGGAGGAUGUGAAGGAAAAUGGUUUCCAUUGAUCAAUUUAGAUAGAUUCACUAGUUGCUAGUUACUGCCACUAUUAGGAUUUGAAAUAUCUACCAAUUGUCCCAAUGUCCCAAUGUAGCUUCUUGGCUAUGUAACAAUUGACAUGCUGUGUGGUUCAAUUUCUGUUUUCCAUGUCUUUUGCUCUUUCUAGUGUCUCUUACAGUAACAAUUACAUCGAUAUUCUCAUUCCAUUUCAGAUUGUGGCCUUUUGAAAUAUCGAAUAUACUACGUAGUUCAUGGUAGAACUAAAUAUUUUCAAGGACCAAAAAUGCUAAUCAGUUGAAAAAAUGCAGUUUAAAGAUGUUAAUUGUUACUAUAUGGAAGAAGUGGUUGGUUUGAAUAUAAAAGAUACUAAUCAAAUUAACAACAAAUGAUUAUACUUUUCAUUUCAAUUACAAGGAAUUGGUCUUUGGAUAUAAAUAAUUGAUUCACUCUUCCAACCCUCAAAUAUAACAGUCCCCUGCUGAUUAAAGUUAUUUUGUUCUUGGAUCUUUGGCACGUUUGUUGAUAACUGAGAAAUCCAGUUAUACUGCAUUUCCAAAAAUUUGGAGUGUAUUCGUGGUUCUGUAUAUAGAUUACACACAGGACUUGAAUAUUGAUUUUUCUUUUAUGGAUUAUAAGCAAAUCAUUCAAGGAUAUUACAUUUAAUUUAAAAUCUUAAGGUAUCAAGUUGUUGUUAUUAUUUAUAUAUUAUUCAUUUUUUUUAAUUUUAUUUAAUAUGAGACAU